Molecule: messenger RNA, 3166 nt
Organism: Puccinia graminis f. sp. tritici CRL 75-36-700-3
Lineage: Eukaryota; Fungi; Basidiomycota; Pucciniomycetes; Pucciniales; Pucciniaceae
Exons: 13
Coding region: 68-2905 (945 amino acids)
Biological process (GO): protein palmitoylation
Cellular component (GO): Golgi membrane
Molecular function (GO): protein binding; palmitoyltransferase activity
Source: RefSeq, a predicted model, not a curated record
AGGCGUGUCUCGAUACUUCAACCACAGUGUUCUUAUCCCGACUUGAUCAAACUUUGGCCGUCAUCCCAUGUCAGAUCAAUACCUCGAACAGCGGAAAGAGGAAAUCGAAGUACUUCAAUCAAUCUUUGGAGACUUGUCCUUUGAAUCCGAUGACCAGGUGAUUCUAAGGACUGGGCCCAAGGAGCCCUCACCCUCCAAUCCUCUCACUGUGAACCUGAAAAUCAAAUACACCGAGAAAUACCCGGAUGAAUUGCCGGAUAUCGUUAUCGAGCCCGUUGAAGGUGAACUCAGCGAACUAGAAUUGGAAUCUACGGUCGAAAUGCUCAAGGAGGCAGGUCGUGAAUCACUCGGAACGGCUAUGAUCUUCACUCUUUCGCUUGCUCUGCAACAGGCACUCGCCCAAAUUUUGUCUGAGCGGGCUGCUGAAGUCGUGCACUUGGAAAAAGAGGAGAUCAAAAAAGCCGAAGAAGCAGAGGCCGCUCGCAAGAAAGGCACACCAAUCAACAAAGAAAUUUCUCCAAUCCGAAGGGCAAAGUUUAAUGAGCAGAACCAGCUCAAAAAAGCGAAAGAGGAGGAAGAAAGAUCCAAGUCUCUGACACCGAAUGAGAGAGGAGAAAGAAAGAAAUCUGGAAAUAAGUUGAUGGGCCGACAACCCUUGGAGUCCAACCAAGCACUAACCAUCUCCACCACCACUCAAGCAACAGCAACAUUCACUCAGACUACCACUGGCUCAACUAAUGCCACAUUACCUGAACCACCAUCAUCAACCGCUACUGAACAUACCAAGACUAUCAGAGAAGAAUUCAGCUUUCCAGAACCACCAACCGAGCCACCACCAAGUCCACUCCAUCUGGCCGCCCAACGAGGUGAUACAGAGGCAGUCAAACAACUACUAGACUCAGGCUUAGCUCAUCCCACCGAUGUUGACCAGCAACAGAUCACAGCACUCCAUUGGUCAGCCAUCAAUGGCCAUCUCAACCUUUCGGCGCUACUGAUCGCGCGCGGGGCAGUAGUAGAUGCAUUUGGAGGACAACUCCUGGCAACCCCGCUCAUGUGGGCAGCAAGGAAUGGCCGGGUACAGAUCGUCCACUUACUUCUCAAGCAUGGCGCCGACCCAACCCUGGUGGAUUCGCAAGCCUUCAACACCCUCCAUCUGGCCACCCACUCCAGCUCAGCCCUGACACUCUGCUACCUGCUCGCCUGCGCCUACGACAAGAUCAGUCUGGACUCUGCAGACCGGGAAGGACAUACGGCCUUACACUGGGCAUCCUACCAGGGCGACAGUCUGUCGGUUGACCUACUCCUCUCACACCGCGCCUCCGUCUCAGCCCGGGACCUCAACGGGAUGACCCCACUCCAUUGGGCCGUUGUCAAGGGGAACUCGACCUGCAUCCGCCAGAUCGUCCUGGCCGGCGCUGAUGUCUUAGCACGGACGAUUGAGGGGAAAACACCGCAGGAGAUGGCUGUCGAACUCAAGUCAACCUUCGCCUGGAGUAGAGGCCUCUCAGAGGCCGGAAUGAACUCAAAUGGAACCAAGCGAAUCCUACCAUUAGGCAACGGCCUCAAGAUGAAGACGAUCAUGUUCCUCUUCACCAUCAUCUGCUUCGGCUUGGCCUUCCAGACCUUAUCCUCCUUGCCCUAUUACUCCUCGAUCAUCAUCUCGCUUGCCCAAGCCUACGGCGCCCAUCACAUCAUCUCCAAUACCAUCCUCGACGCCAACCAUCGCAGUCCCGGUAGACCAUCCGAAAUCAUCACCUCAAGUCCUUACUUUUCUACCAUCAUCGUUGCUAGUUUCUUCUGGGUCGGUUACGCCUGGAUCGCCCAUCUCUUACCACACACUCAAGAUCAUCCAUCACUUAAUCUAUUCUUCAUCCUCUCCAGCUUAAUCUGUGUAUACAACUUUGUCCGAGCGAUCACUCUAGAUCCAGGAUAUAUACCUCUGCCUCGAAACCCUCUCGAUCGCAAAACUAUUAUCGAAGGAUUGGUUGAACGUUCAAUAUUUGAUGGCAUGAAUUUUUGUAUCUCUUGUGAGAAUCGAAAACCGUUGAGGAGUAAACAUUGUAAAAUUUGUCAAAGAUGCAUCGGAAAAUUUGAUCAUCAUUGUCCUUGGGUUUGGAAUUGCGUCGGAGUUGGUAAUCAUCGACAGUUUCUUGUCUUUGUUGGGACUUUGAUCAUUGGAAUUUCUUUGUUUGAUAUCCUUGCCUUUAUUUACUUUUCGUCGGCGCCAGAUCUGACCAAGAUAGACUCGAGACAGCUACCAGCCUCGUGCUCGAUCUCGCAGACGUUAUGUCAGCUGGCGGCCUUUGAUUCGUUUACGCUGUCGAUAGUGAUCUGGGCGACAUUGCAGCUAGUAUGGACGACAAUGUUGAUGGUCUCACAGCUGUGGAUGGUGAGCCGGCAGAUGACGACGUUCGAGCUGAGCAAUGUGAACCGGUUCGGAUUCAUGGGCGGGAAGGCGGGGACGUCGAUGGCCGCCCAGUCUUCCCACCUCCACGCCCAUCAUGCGUCUGCACAAUCUUCUCUCAACCAUCACCAUCAUAAUCAUAGUCACUCUCGCAAACCGAAGUCCUUCGUCUUCUGUCUCAAGCUCUUGGGCCUCGAUCGCUUCCUCGACGGCACCCAGAUCAUCAAGAAAUCAAAGAAAGCCUCCAACCCUUUCCAUAAGGGCAUCCGAGCUAAUUGUCUUGAUUUCUGGACCGCUGGAAACCAUCUUGGGGUUAACUAUCUUGAACUCUUUGAGGUCCCUGAAGGUGGCUUCCAAAUCCGAGCCAAAGAAUCUUCCUCCUUUACUUCCAAAUUUGACCCUCUUCAUAAGAAAUCUUCAAAUGGCAGUCGUAGCAGAAGUAGCAGUAGCAAUGGUCGCACUCGUAAUGGAUACGAGCGCGUUGCUAUGGACAUUGUUUAGUUCUCAUAUUCUCUCCUUCUCCUGUGUCGUGUCUUCUUUUUUGUUUCUGAGGGGAAGAAAUACGAUGACGUGUUUGUUGUGUUAUGUGUUGUGGUUUUGUAGUGACAAAGCAUUUAUUUAUUUAUUUUUGUCAUGGUCUUCUUUCCUUUUGUCAUCAUUAUGGAUAAUCACAAUUGUUGUUGUUUUGCUAGUUUUUUUUUGGCAUAUGUCUUUUAUGAAACACAUGUACGACUUGGGAAAUUUACAUACCUGGAGUCCUGA